This is a messenger RNA of Anolis carolinensis (green anole), 6094 nucleotides long. Its product is annotated as zinc finger protein 239. The record is from RefSeq and is a predicted model, not a curated record. Gene Ontology annotation, biological process: regulation of transcription by RNA polymerase II. The transcript has 2 exons. Lineage: Eukaryota; Metazoa; Chordata; Lepidosauria; Squamata; Anolidae. Gene Ontology annotation, molecular function: RNA polymerase II cis-regulatory region sequence-specific DNA binding; DNA-binding transcription factor activity, RNA polymerase II-specific. The coding region runs from base 396 to 1559 and encodes 387 amino acids.
UUUAUUCGCCUGGAUAGGGAGGCCUUUGAUGAAGGGAAUGGCUUUAUUCCUGACUAGAUUGGUGUGGGGAAACCCUGGCCAAAUCUCUGCCUCAAAAUGUCGGCUCCAAAAAGGCUGAAGGAAGGACGAGGAAAGGAGGAGGGAGGGAAGAAGGAAGGAAGGAAGGAAGGAAGGAAGGAGGGAGACAGACGUCAAGCUGCGGCUUCCUCUCCAUUCAUCGCCAGGCAGAGACGCAGAGAGAGCAGGGUCUCUGGCGAAGGCCUCCCACCCAGGAAGGGGCUGGAUCACGGCGUGGAGGUGGGUGGGAUCCCGAGAUCGAGGGAGGAGAAAGCCGAGGAAGGCGAGAACAAAAGGGCCGAGGCUGGAGUGGGUUCGCCGCUUGGAAGCAGGUAGAGAUGAUGAGAAACGAAGACUACCUGAUCAAAGAAGACUUGAUUAUUCAAGAAGAGGAAGAGGAGGAGGAAGAUGAUAACCUGAUAAUAGAAAAAGUGAUCCUCACAGAGGACUAUGAGACAGAGCUGCUGGACGAAGAGGUGAUAAUUCAAGAAGAAGAAGAAGAAGAAGAAGAGGUGAACCUGGUGAACGAAGAGGAGAGCUUUCCACUGGUAAUUCAUGAACAGCCUGAAGAAAGCGAGCCCUUUCUGGGAGAAUAUGAAAUAAAUGUUUUCCAGAUUCGUGGGGAUGAAGAACCAUUUGACCUCGAGCCUGGCCCUGAAACCCAAGUAUUUGUUCCAAAGGAAAGACGUAGAGCUGUGCCGCGAUCGAGAACUGCAGGGGAGCCCAAGCAGACCCAGAAGCCAGGAAGAAUUUAUAAGUGUCCUGACUGUGAGAAAGUCUUCAAGCGGUGUUCACCCCUUAUCAGGCACCGAAGAACCCACACUGGAGAAAAGCCAUAUGUUUGCCGUGAAUGCUUGAAACCCUUCAGUGAUAGCUCAGCCCUGGUGAAGCACCAAAGGAUCCAUGCGGGAGAGAAACCUUACACAUGCCCUGAGUGCGGGAAAAGCUUUUCUCAAAGCUCAACCCUCAUUGCACAUCAGAGGAUACACACUGGAGAGAAGCCGUAUAAGUGCCCCGAUUGUGGAAAGAGCUUCAGCGUGAGCUCUAAUCUUGUUGCCCACCAGAGAAUUCACACCGGAGAGAAACCGUUUGGAUGCCCUGUCUGCCUGAAAGGCUUCUUGGUCAGCUCUCAUCUCAUCAGACACUUGAGAAUACACACAGCAGAAAAACCUUAUAUUUGCGGCGAGUGUGGGGAGUGUUUCUCCCAGAGUUCCCACCUCGUUGUACACAAGAGGAUCCACACCGGAGAAAAACCUUACCUGUGCUCUGAGUGUGGGAAGAGGUACCGGGGGAUCGCAGAUUUGAUCCAGCAUCAGAGAAUUCACACAGGAGAGAAGCCCUACAAAUGCCAGGAGUGUGGGAAAUGUUUUAGCCAACGCGCAUGUCUUAAGAAGCAUGAACAAAUUCACACCGGAGUGAGACCAUAUAUGUGCCUCAAAUGUGGGAAGACAUUUUAUCGGAACUCGCAUCUGACUAGGCAUAACAAAGUCCACAAUGGGUAAUUUUUAAAUAGUGGUUCUGUGGGAGUUCAGCUCCAUAGUAACAGUUCAUAUACAAGAAAGAAAGCCAAGUGUCCCAAGUAAUUAGUGUUUUUCAUCUUCCCCUCAUAGGUAUACAGUAAUUAUCUCAUCUGAAAUAAGGGCCUAUAUGCCUUUAAUUUUUUUAUGGGGCUAGUUAGGAUCUGCCAUCCAGGUUUCUUUUUCCUCUACCAAUUUCAUAACUGGGUCCUAGAAUUUUCCAUGGCACAUCAGAACUCUUUUAUUUUUACUGAUUAUUAUUGCUUUUAAUCUUUAGGCCAUCAGCUUUCAGACAUGUUUCUACAUUCAUUGAUUGGACAUGGAUUGCUUCAUCCAGAGUUCUUCAAGUUAACUAACUGGUUUUUAACAAAUUCUCAGACAUUUUGUUGAGUAGUGGUGAAAGGAUGAAAAAAGACUGACUGAACAAUACUGAUAUCAAGUUCUGUGAUGAUGAUGAGAUACUCCUUUCUUUCUACUCUAUUAGUGCAUAAAACGCCCUGCAUCAUCCAGUGGACUUAUGCUGUGCUCUCAUUUUGUUCCUCUACAGUGGGUGGGAAGCUGCAUGCAAGAUAAUCUCAUUUACUUCCCAGUUAGUCUGGAUUCCUAUAUGUCUCUUUUUAUUUUAAAAGACUAAGACAGUUAUCACUUUCAAUACUUUUUUACUCUAUUUAUAGCAGGGUUGUAGGCCAAAAAGUCAAUUAAGACCAGGUCUGAUGUGCCUUCUGGGUGGCCUUAGCAUUUGUUGGCUUGAAUCCUGCAUUAUGCUAACACUUUAUAACUUGGUUGUGGAGGUCUCACAAAUUUGUAGGAGAGGAGGUUAUUUGCUGGUAUUAGAGAGUACUUACUAUACAUAGUGUCUAGAUCAAGAGAAGUCAUGGUACUUCUGUAUUCUGCUUUGGUCAGACCUCAUCUGGAAUAUUGUGUCCAAUUCUGGGCACCACAGUUCAAAAGAGAUACUGACAAGCUGGAAGGUGUUCAGAAGAGGGCAACUAAAAUGAUCAAAGGUCUGGAGACCAUAAAUCCCCAUGAAGAGAACCUUGAAAAACUGGGUAUGUUUAGCCUGCAGAAGAGAAAGUUGAGAGAAGACAUGAUAGCCAUGUACAAAUAUGUGAUGGGAUGCCAUACGGAAGAGGGAACAGGUUUGUUUUCUGCUGCCCUGGAAACUAGGACUCGGUGCAAUGGGUUCAAAUUACAGGAAAGGAGAUUCCACCUGAACAUUAGGAAGAACUUCCUGUCUGUAAGAGCUGUUCAGCAGUGGAACUCUCUGCCUCUGAGUGUGGUGGGAGCUCCUUCCUUGGAAGCUUUUAAACAGAGGUUGGAUGGUCAUCUGUCAUGGAUACUUUGAUUGUGCUUUUCCUGCAUAGUAGGGGGUCAAACUGGAUGGCCCAUAUGGUCUUAUCCAAAUCUAUGAUUCCAUGUAGAACAGUGGUUCUCAACCUGUGGGUCCCCAGGUGUUUUGGCCUACAACUCUUGAGAAAUCCUAGCCAGUUUACCAGCUGUAAACUGGUAAACCCACAGGUUGAGAAACACUCAUGAUGUAGAAAGUCCUGAGUUUUGUCAGUUUUUUCCAGAUUAGAAUAUCUCAGUAGAGCCAAGAAAGACCUUUGUCCUGGAAUGCUCCAGUCCUUCAUAAUAGACACUACUAGAAUAAAUGGACCAGUGGUCUAACUCAUUGUUAGACAUGUUGGCCUAUUCAAACUUCAACCCCCGCCAAUCUAUUAGAUAUAUUGUAAUAUCCCAGUGGACUCUCAGAAGCAGCCAAGGAGAGGAAUCGCUAUAAAAAGGCCCUGUUUGACAUGCUUGAGAACAUACGGGGCUUGUAGCAUGUAUUUUAGGCUCAUGUGACAUCAGCAGAGCUUUAAAAUUGCAAUGUAAUUUCCCCCGCUUUUUAGUGGAGCUUAUAGAAAAUUAUGGGAUUGUCCCAAAUGGCAGGGAUGUGGUUAGGAAAUAGAUGUAAAUUAGAAAAACAUUGGUUUAUUUGGUUCCAGACCUUCAGAGAAGUUCCUUUUUGAGACUAAAAUUCCAAAAACUCUCCAGCCAAUUCUAUAAAUUAGAUUUUAUUUUGUCAUAUUCACUUAAGCAAGGGCCUCUUUUUCAUAUUCAGGUCUACCCUCAUUUGUAAUAUGGGGAUAAUGAUAUUCAACUACUUUGCAAGGUUGUUAUACAGAUAGCAACAAUCUAUUGUGUCAGAAGUUUUGGCACAUUAAUGUUGUUAUUUUCAUCCCAGGCUUGGGAUUAUGUUAAAGGUCCUGGAAUGAGAAAAUGUUGGUAAAUUUCAUAAUAUAUUCUACUUGUAGCUAGCCUGUUGCACAUAUUCUCUCCCUUGAAUUCUUGUCACUUGGCCCUUAUACAUUGUAACCUGUAACUUUUGGGGAGCAUUUUUAAUUCAUUCCCACUGGGAUAAGGGGAGUAAGAAAUGAAUUCUUUCAGCCCUCAAAAUGUAUAUACAUUAACCUCAACUACAUAUUCUGGACUGGAAAACACCUAAUGCAAUUUGCAGCCAGAAAUUCAUACAUUUACACAAUGCAGGCCCUGAUGGAAAGAAAGAAAAAUAAGUUUUAUGUAAAGUAUGGUCCCAUGCAGUAAUCCAUCAGGGCAUGUGUCAAUUGAUGCAUCCAUUUAAAAUGCAUUGAAAAUAUUUGUGGAUUCCCCAAUAAAAACCCCUGAGAGCAUGAACAUAUGAGAAGGAGGGAACUAUUAGAAAUAGACUUGAAAGAUCUGCCAGUUUCUGCUGCUGAUGCAAAGAACUGUGUGGGAGCUACUUGUGUAGAAAUAGUCCCUCACUGCAGAAGAGAGCGUAGAAUAAUAGGCAUGUUCCUGAUCUCCAUCUUAGGCCAUUUUAAUUGCAUGGAGUGGUCAUACAGUGUAUGUAUGUGCCAAUUUACACCAGGGUGCUUUUAGAGUGCAUUCUACAUUGUAGAAUGAAUGCAGUUUAACUGUCAUAGCUCAAUGCUAUGAAAUCCUGGAACUUGUAGUUUGGUGAGGCAACAGCAUUUUUUGGCCAGGAGAGCUAAAGAACUUGCAAAAUUACACCUCCCAGGGCUCCAUGGCAUUCAGCCGUGGCUGCUAGUGGUGUCAAAUUGCAUUAAUUGUACAAUGUAGGUGCACCUUCAGUGAAUGAAGUAGGUAGGUUCCUGAGCAAUAUUGCUUAACAGAAAAACUUGUUCCAAGAACAGAAAUAGCAUAGAAAGCAGUUGGUUUCUACACCAUAAAAAGGGAUAAUAGUUUAAUGUGUUUCAGCGAAGUUUUCAUUCAAAUUUACAGCCAUGGACAGCUGAAACUGAAACAACCAGAUCAGGUGAUCCGUGAGCCGCCAUGGCGUAAUGGGUUAAACUUGUGCUGGCUGGACUGCUGACCUCAAGGUUGUGUUGCUGGUCUGAAGGUUGCUUGUUAGAAUCUGUGAGACAGGGUGAGCUCCCAUCUGUCGGCUCUAGCUUGCGGGGACAUGAGAGAAGCCUCCCAGCAGAAUGGUAACGCAUCUGGGUAUCCCCUGGGCAAUAUCUCUAUAGACAGUCAAUUCUCUCACACCAGAAAAGUUGCUUCUGACAUGAUUUUUUUUUUAAAUGUCAUCCUUGCAGAAACAACCAUUUAGCCUUUCUGGAGACCAUUUGAAAGCACCAUCCAAAUGUACCAAAGGAUGAUUUUAAAUAUUCAGCAGCCUCCACUUUUAUGAUUCUAUUCUGGUGUCCACAUGUAUAGAUCUGCUUCUUUAAUGUGUUGAUAGAACUUGGUGAGACAACUUACCUGAUCUCCUUGGCUUUAUUUUGCUGUUCACUCAUACUAACAAGGGGCUCUUGGGGCAGCUGCUGUUUACUUUACCUGUUGUAGUUAGGCACAUGCAGCAACAAUUAAGCAGAGGCUAGAUAGCCAUCUAUUGGGGGUGCUUUGAUUCUAUGUUCCUGCAUGGAAUGGGGUUGGAUUAGAUGGCUUUAGUGGUCUCUUCUAACUCUUUAAUUCCAUGACUAGAGCAGAAUCCGCCUUCUCAGUUCAUGUAUUGCAUGGUUUGCUGCAAACUGACACAGAAGGUCUGUUUCUUCAGCCUUCCUCUACCAUCCUCCGAGUGUGGAUGCUGCUAUAAAAACUUCCAGUUAGACAAAAAGGAAACGCAGGGCCUGACAGAAUAAAAACCCUUUGGAAAAAGAAGCUUCUUUGUCAGAGGCUUUGUUAACCGAAGUAUGCCUGUAAUUUUAAUUAGGUACUCUUUUUUGCCUGCUGUGUUUUCUUUUUCUCAGAAAAUGUAAUUGAUAGUUUUCUACUUCCAAUAUAAGAAAGCAAUGUUGUUGUUGUUGUUGAUUAUCUUUUAUUCUGAACACCAAAAAAAGUUGCAUCCCCAAAGUAUGCAUAAAACGUAUGCUCGAUAGACAUUUCACAAUGCAGUGCAACCCUUUGCAGAUUCACACAGAAGUUAGUCCCAUGAUUGAGUGGGGCUCACUUCUAAAAAAGAGUAUUUGGGAUUGCAUAUGUUGGAUGUUGUUCUUUAAAGUAAAUAAAUAAAUAGAGUGCUUCGGGGAACAUGUAAA